UUCAUUUGAAACGAUUUCACAUUCGUUGAGCGAAAGCUCGACUGCCCGAAUGACGUUAGCAAAUUCCGUGCGGCUUUUGUAUAAACUGUGUGUAAACGCUGCUCCCGGUCAAUAUACAUAUUCGGACUUGAAGAACCGUUCACUGACUCAUUUGCAGAGCUGGUUUCUAGAUUUUAACAUUACGAUCAGUCAUACGGAAUCUGCUGAGCCACUCAUUGGAGGCAGUGCAAAGAUUAUAAAGCCAGAUAUCAAAGCAACCAAUGGUAUCAUUCACAUUGUUGAUAAAGUGUUGGUGCCAGAUAUGGCUCGGAGGAAUGUCACCAAAGAAUCUGAUUUGUAUGAAUUUCUUUGCGUACAAGAAAAAAAACAUUUCUUCCAGUUUUGUAAAAAAAUUAAGGAUCUUAACCUUACGGGCAACUUUAAAAACUGCUCAUUUUGCACCGUAUUUGUUCCCACCGACCAAUCACUCCUUGAACUUCACUGGACACAUUGGAAUAAAUUGAAAAAGGAAGACAUUUUGUUCCAUGCGACAGAUAAUUAUAUUCGAGAAUUUUCUGUUUUGAAAAAAGGUCAGCAAUUUUCUACUCUGGCAGGAACAUACUAUAAAGUAUUUUUACAAAAGAAGAACAAAACGGUCUACAUAAACGAUAUUAAGGCUUCAUUAUACAAGACGAAGCAAACUUACGUGGUUUAUAGCAUCACAAAGGUUCUCCGUGCUGUGGAAAAUACUUGCUUCAAACGUAUUAUUCUUCGCCAAAGGAUGAAAUGUCAGCCUUGUACUUUCAGUCGGAGAAACUGCCAAAAUGGAUUUUUUUUUCAGAGAACCAAUCUUUGUUACUUUCAAGCGUUUGGUCGCAGAAGGGUUGGUUGUCAAACGUUAUGCGUUAAACUUUUUCGGAUUCCACAAUGUUGUCCAGGGUUUUAUGGUUUUGCAUGUUCUGCUUGUCCCAAUGUUCAUGGUAAAGUAUGCAACGAUCGUGGGCAUUGUGACGACAAACAAACUGGCAGCGGGCAUUGUAAUUGUACUGGCAAUUUUGAUGGUGUUGCGUGUGAAAUGUGUAAAAACGGCUACUGGGGACCGAAUUGUGACAAAACGUACAUUUGUGGUGGUAAACAAUGUCCUGAGCACUCCAGCAGUUGCGGAAAAGAUAAUUCAUCUUGUAAAUGCGACAAUGGUUUCAACAUGACUGGAGGAAUAUGCCAACGUAAUAUUACGUGCAAAGACAACCUUAGUGAUUGUUCACCCAAUGCCAAGUGUAAGCACAUCGAUAAAAGUCCCUGGACAAAUUGCACCUGUAAAAAUAAUUACCAAGGAAAUGGUUAUGUGUGUCAAGGCCUUAACUUAUGCUCGAAUAAGUCAACAACACCAUGUAGUGAAAAUGCCACGUGUGUCUAUCUUCGUCCCGGUCGGGCUGCAUGUAAAUGUCCCUACGGCUAUACUGGAAGCGGCUUAAAGAAUACCAAAUGUAUUCCUAUUGAUCGUUGUGCAAAUGAUAAUGGCGGUUGUAGUUUCAAUGCGAAGUGUUCCUUUGAUUUCGUUUCCCUUAAUGCAACUUGCAAAUGCCUGCCAGGCUUUGUUGGUGAUGGCUACACAUGCACAGGAAAUGCUAUCGAGGUUAUACAAAAUGAUCCAGACUUAAGCGAAUUUCACUCGCGUUUAAUGAGUUCGUCGAUCACAAACGCUCUCGGUCCUGAGAAUCAUUACACGUUAGUUGUUCCUCAUAACAAAGCGUUUUCAUCCCGACGACGAAAGCGUCAUAUUGUGGAUGAAUCCGACAUUGAUCUUAAUCAAUACAUCAUCAGUUGUGUUGUACUCUCCGUCGAAGAUUUGAAUUCUACCAAUCAAAUUUUCACCACACUCGACGGCUCAAAUCUUGUCAUCACUGCGCCAAUGGUUAUCAAUAACACAAUUCGCAUCCAAAAUGUGACAGUUAUAGCAAACAGUGCCAUAUUGAUCGUUGAUGAACUUCUUCGUGCUCCCGUUCAAAGGAAAAACCACUCCCAUCAUCACAUGACUUUCAUGGAAGCAGCAAUGCACCCUGAUAGGAAAAGAAGCUACUCUAUGUUUGUCAAUCUUCUAAAUAAAACAAUCAUUUUAGAUAGGUUACCAUACAAGCGACCUCACACAAUGUUUUGGCCGACAAACGAGGCCAUCACGAGCCUGCCCGAAGAUAUUCGGUCGCAGUUAUUUAAUAACAUGGAAUACGCUCGGAAGAUCAUCUCGUAUCAUAUCAUCGAUGGAACAAACGUGACAGCAACCGAGGUUCUUGGUUAUGCUGGCGGUUUGUGGAGGAAAACGCGCGCGAGAUCAUCUGUUUUUGUGUCGUGCAUGGGAGGCAAGGGUGAUUUCUACGUGAACGGACGAAGUCGAAUUGUGGAACGCGAUAUAACCUUCUUGGAAGGUGUUGCUUUUGGAAUAUCUCAAAUGUUGCUACCCGCAGGAAUCGCGGGAAGAUGUGACAAAAUCGUUGACGAAAAAUUCAAGGGAAGGUGUACUGCUUGCUUUGAUUUUGGAUCCUGUCCACCCGGUUCGACUUUAUUGGGUGUUACGAACUCCUCGUGUCUCUAUGAAAAAAACAUCCUUGGUUGUUCGUCACUGUGCACUAGACGGACUACGACCCGAGAAUGUUGUAAACAUUUUUAUGGCGCCGACUGUCAAGCGUGCCCUGGCGGACUAACACCAUGCUCAGGAAUUGGUGAAUGUAAUGAUGGAUUGAGCGGAAAUGGAACUUGUUUCUGUCACGAGUCUCAUUUCGGACGAAACUGUGAAAAAUGUGGCUCAAAUGUAUCAAAAUGUAUUGAAGCCAAAGCAGAGGUGUGCUCAGACCGAAAGUAUCCAUGUUCGAUAUUUGCUUCGUGUGACAUAACACGUCCACAGAUGUGUCAAUGUACAAACGGUUACGAAGGGACGGAUACUAUUGCCAAGAAAUCGAUAGAUGUUUGA
This is a messenger RNA of Xenia sp. Carnegie-2017, 2944 nucleotides long. RefSeq names its product stabilin-2-like. The record is from RefSeq and is a predicted model, not a curated record. NCBI's taxonomy places the organism in Eukaryota, Metazoa, Cnidaria, Anthozoa, Malacalcyonacea, Xeniidae. Bases 50 to 2944 code for a protein of 964 amino acids. The transcript has 28 exons.